Messenger RNA from Melanotaenia boesemani (Boeseman's rainbowfish), 4324 nucleotides. RefSeq lists its product as uncharacterized. Gene Ontology annotation, biological process: tRNA aminoacylation for protein translation. The record is from RefSeq and is a predicted model, not a curated record. Bases 1 to 3741 code for a protein of 1246 amino acids. Gene Ontology annotation, molecular function: ATP binding; aminoacyl-tRNA ligase activity; hydrolase activity. The transcript has a single exon. Lineage: Eukaryota; Metazoa; Chordata; Actinopteri; Atheriniformes; Melanotaeniidae.
AUGAAUAAGCCUGUCACAGUGAACAAUGUUAACUCUGUUUACCCAAGUGCCCUAACAUUCCCCUUGCAAGGCAUAAAUACCCCCAAACAAAGUCCUCAGUUAAAAGUAACCCACCCAGUUCUUACUUUUGAUGUACCCUCUUAUCCUGAUGUCUUUUCUACUCUCAGAGGGCAAAGAGGCCUGUAUGAUGCUUGGAUAAACUUCUCGUUGCAGCUCUCUCUGAGGCAGACAUUUAGGGAAUCUGCUGGCAAUCAUAUUCUUGUCACACCCACCCAUAUGCGACACUAUAAACAUGGCCGUUGUGAUCCCACAUACUCAGUCACAAUGCAUUCUCGCAAGUUAGUGAGGGUCUUGGCAUCUCGCAUUGGUCCAGAUAACACAAUCCAAUACACUACUGAGCUACUACAGUUAUUCCAUGUUGCAUUUCUGGAACACAAGAACCUCAUCAGAAAGACAAAAAGUGGUCAAGGUGUUGGUCCACACCUGGCUGCUCUGCGUCGAUCUUUGCCAUCUGACAAUCCAGUGAAGAAGUUCCUCAACCCUUUUGGAUGCCCGUCUGUGUACAUCACAGGUGCAGAUCUAAUGGAGGGUUUAGAGUGUGGUGUUGGAAAUGUUUAUGCACAAGACCAGCUAGCUGUAACCUAUCUUGGAAAAAGAGACAAGGUGCGCAUUAUGCUAAAUGGAAAAGGGUGCUUUGCUCUAGAACUACAGAAGCUUGAAAAAAACCUCAAGUUGAACCUGAAGCUGGUGAUGCUUCUAGCUCUUAGAUAUGCCAUUGCAAGCCAAAUGGGAGCACUGGAGUCUCUAUUCCAAGAGGGUCAGACAGAGCAGAGGUUUCAAUGCCCAGACAGUCUACACAAAGACAAAAGCUCUGUUGAUGCUAACUCUGGCAUGAGCCCAAACUACACUCUGGUGAUUCAUGGUGGUGCUGGGGAUGAAAUCAUGCUAAACAACAAAGUCACAGCAGUCAUUGAGUUUGCUCUACGAGCAGCUUUAUCUCUAGGGUCCCAAGUGCUACAAAAAGGAGGCAGCAGUUUGGAUGCAGUUCAGAGGUCAGUGGAAGCUUUGGAGGACUGUUUCCUGUUCAAUGCAGGUAAAGGGUCAGUGUUUAACAAGGAUGGAAAAAUUGAAAUGGAAGCAACAAUUGCAGAUGGCAGAGCAAUGAGGUCAGGAUCUGUUGCUUGUGUGAAAAGUGUAAAGAACCCAAUAAAAGCAGCCAGAUGUGUGAUGGAGAAGAGCUCACAUUCACUGAUUGCAGGUGAGGGAGCCGAAGAGCUUCUGCAAGAUUUGGAAGAGAAAGAGAAACCUGUUGGGUUGGAGUACUUCUACACUGAUAUACGUCAAAAAGAGUUAACUGGAAAACUCAGCUGUGGUAAUACCUCAAAAAACAAUCAUCCUCAGACAGUUGGAGCUGUGGCCUUGGACCGCUGGAAUGGAUUGGCUGCAGCAUCCUCCACAGGUGGGUUGGUUGGAAAGCUGAAAGGGCGAGUUGGGGAUACAGCAGUUGUAGGAGCAGGAAUAUAUGCUGAUGACAAGGUAGCUAUUACCUGCUCUGGAGAUGGAGAUGUGUUUCUGAGGAACUCUGUGGCACAGAAAAUAGCUAGUCUAUACCACAACAGAGCCUAUAGCCUCAGGCAAGCCUGCAGGGAAGUGAUAUCUGAAAAUCUAAAUGGGACCUGUGCAGGAAUCAUUGCUGUAGACAGUAAAGGUGAUGCUGUCAUUGAGACAAAUGCUGGCGUGAUGUUUGUGGCCUCAAUAACUGAUGACAUUUCACGAGUGGAGGUUCUCAGACCAAUGAAAAGCUUGUCUAAUGUGAUCUGGGAAACAGACCAACUGGUUGCCUACCUGAAUCCCAAACCCUGGACCCCUGGGUCAACCAUUCUCACUAGAAAAACUCUCAGUGGUGCAAGUAGCAUCUUCCAGUUUGCCACACCUGACUUUAUUGCUAUGUUACAAGGAGCAAAAGCUGUUUCCAACUUGCUAUGUGAGCGGCUAGGGGUGCAGCGCUGCGCCAUGGUUUUCAAUCCAACCCCUGAUCAGCCAGCACAAAUCAGGCUGCUCCCACUGCAUGGAUUAGAGCCAAAGUGGGAGCCUCAUAUUGCUGGUGAGGAAGAAUUCCAUGAUUACAAUACCGGCUAUUGUACCUCAAAAAGCGGCCCACACUGGGAUGAUGAAGCGCUGGCCCAGGUUCAAGCCAGGAUCAGAAAUGCACUGCCAACACCUAAUGCUCCUUUUUGCUUUGACUAUUUUGGUGACCCUUCCAAUGAUAACCUGUUCUGUCGCAUUGUCCGUGGAGAGCAGCAACAGUGGAGAGUGUGGGAAGACAGUGAGCAUGUUGCCUUCCUUACACCGUACCCAAAUACACCUGGAUUAACUGUUGUGGUGCCACGCAAACCACUGUCCAGUGACAUCUUCAGACUGGAUGAACCUGACUACAAAGCACUGAUCUUGGCCACUUACAAAGUUGCCAAAUUGCUAGAAGAGGGCAUGAAAGCUGAAGGUGUUGCAGUGAUCUUUGAAGGAUUUGAGAUUGACCAUGCCCAUUUCAAGUUGAUCCCUCUGGUACCUUCACCAGAUGGCACUAAAUCUGUUGAGCUGAAAUCUGAAUACUUCCAAAACUACCCUGGAUUUGUGUCAUCGCUGGAUGGUCCACCUGCUGACUCUGAAACCCUCAAGAACAUCCAUUCAAAAAUUACCCAGUGCAGACCUCCUCGUUCUUGGGAGGACCCUCAGUCUCACUCCACACUUGCCAUCAAAAGCCAGUGGUAUCGCAACCUGUUCCAGAUUCAAAACACUCUGUUCCACAGCACAGUAGAAUAUUUCCACAGCUGUUGCCAGUACUCCUACGCCCUGACCCCUCUCACCACAGAUACCAUUUCCUCACCAAUGGGCCUGGGAUCUGACUCUGAGCCUGUGUCUGUUGAUCUGCUGGGACAGGAUGUCUACCUGGCCGACUCUAUGCAAUUUGUACUUGAAUACUUCCUGCGCUUCCAGGAGAACCUGCCAGGGACCUACUACAUAUCUCCCAGCUUUAGAGGGGAAGAUCCAGAUGCCACACACUUGAACCAGUUCUACCAUGUGGAGUGUGAACUACUGGGUGACAUGGACGAUGCCAUUUCCACUGCAGAGGGAUACCUGUUUCAUCUCACCAAGUCCAUGUUGAAGAAACACUCAGAUAUAAUCCUGAACACUGCUGGGACCCUUACACAUGUCACAGCUAUGCUGAGUAAACUAGAGAAGAAAACUCCACUACCAAGAAUCCCUCUAGACCAGGCUAUUCCCAUGAUGCCCUCUGCUGAUUGCUUAGAGUGGGUACAAGACGGCCAACCCCAUUUUGGCAGAAAGUUAACUCGCAAAGGAGAGCGUGUUUUGAUAGAGAAGUUUGGUGGGGCUGUUUGGCUUACUGAGAUGGACCAUCUUGGAGUCCCCUUCUACCAGGCCUAUGUGGAGAGCACUGGGCGGUGCAAAGCCAAAGCUGCUGACCUCUUGCUGGGACUGGGUGAGACUGUAGGUCUUGGUGAACGCCAUUCAACCCCUGAGAUGGUACAAGAUGCCCUCAGGCACCAUGCAGUGCCAGAAGAGUCCUAUAAGUGGUACAUUAGCAUGCGCCAAGUGAAGCCACUACUUACCAGUGGAUGGGGUAUGGGGACGGAGCGUUACUUGUGUUGGCUGCUUCAGCAUGAUGAUGUCAGAGAUGUACAUAUCAUUCCUAGGAUGAAAGGAAUGAAGUACAUGCCCUAAUCAGGUCCAGCACCAAUUUCCAGGCCGAUAUAUUUGUAUUUAUUGAGCCAAAAUAAAGUAUACAAUCUGGAUUCUGACCUUUCUGAUGUAACAAUUAUGACUAAUGCAAAUUGGAUCCAGAUUACUGGGUUUUAUAAUUCCUGAUGUGCCCAAAGACCAAAGUCUGUUAUCUCUUUAAUUCUUUAAUUCUGUCUUUAAUGCUGCAGAUGCUGUCAAGAACUGCAACAUUAGUUGGUAGUAGUAUGGAAGUGGUGUUAUUCCUUCUUGGUGGAGGGGUGGGGGCAGUAAAAUGAUUUCAAUGCAAUUAUAGAGUUAGAAUGCAUGAUAAGUGUAAAACCUUUUUUUUAUUUCAUUGUCAAAACCUUUUGCCAAUGUUGAAAUGGUCUAUUACAAAGUAUUAGUUGUGAGACAAACACUAGUAUGUUUAGUAAAAAUAAAUAAAUAAAUAAAUAAACUUAAGACAUUAUUUACCCAGUUGUUUUAAAUGUUGUAAUCAUCUGUAUAAGCAAAUUUUUUCUAAAUCUUCUAAAUCUUCUUGUUUUGAUCCUGUAAUUUUUUUCCUGUUGUUUAAGUCACCUAAAUC